Molecule: messenger RNA, 2657 nt
Organism: Acipenser ruthenus (sterlet)
Lineage: Eukaryota; Metazoa; Chordata; Actinopteri; Acipenseriformes; Acipenseridae
Product: neoverrucotoxin subunit alpha-like
Exons: 4
Coding region: 98-2509 (803 amino acids)
Molecular function (GO): protein binding
Source: RefSeq, a predicted model, not a curated record
GUUAGCAGUUAUUUAAUCUUAAAUAACCAAGAGCUUUGCUGAACCUGAAUCCUGUAUUCAAUCAUUCAGAAGUCUGGGCCUCUUCUUCAGAUAAAGCAUGGCUAAUACAGGGGAUGAGACUCUGGAGAUGGCAGCUCUUGGACGACCCUUCCAGCUGGGAAUGCUGUAUGACUGCCGGAAGGAUCGCCUCAUUCCAGGAAUUACUUUGUGGAACCUAGAAGAACUAAAAGGCAGCAUAAAUAAAGAAAACCAGCCGAUAACCGAGUUCAGUGUCAGCACCUCGGACUCCAUUGAAGAUAAGGCUUCUGCUUUGAAAGUGGACGCUUCCCUGAAGGCGAGUCUCCUGGGGGAUUUGGUUAAAGUGGGUGGAGCUGCAAAGUACUUCAAGGAUACAAAGAAAUCAACAAGACAAUCCCGAGUCACUCUGCAGUACUACACAACGACACGAUUUGAGAAUCUGACCAUGAAUCAUCUGGCCAAAGAGAAAGUGUCUCACCCCAGCGUGUUUGAAGACAAGACAGCGACUCACGUGGUCACCGCUGUGCUGUACGGAGCUCAGGCAUAUUUCAUAUUCGACCGGCAGGUAUCCUCAGAGGAGAAGCAACAGGAAAUCCACGGAAAAAUGGAGCUUGCAAUAAGUAAAAUACCUAAAAUUAAAAUGGAAGGUCAAGGCUCUAUUGACCUGAAGGAAACAGAAAAAGCUGAAGUUGAAAAAUUCGAAUGUACAUUUCAUGGAGAUUUUCAUCUCAAAUCUAACCCAUUGACUUACCAAGACGCUGUGAAAGCCUACUCAACUCUUCCAGAAUUGCUCGGGGACAAAGGAGAGAACGCAGUGCCUGUGAAGGUCUGGCUGUACCCGUUAAAGAAGCUGGACUCCAGGGCUGCCAGGCUGAAAAGGAACAUAAGUGACUACUUGGUAACAUUUGUGCAAACUGUCUUAGAACAAUUUAAUACAAUUGAAAUGCAAAGCAACGACAUGAUAAAAGACAUUGUUACCCGAACGUUUCCUGAAGUCGAUGAGAAGAUUCAACAACUGAAAGAAAGUGGCACACAGUACAUGCAGAAUUUCAUGAGCAAACUGUCCGCCGUGCUGCCUUCCAUCCGUGGAGGUGUGCAAGAGGAAGAGUCGCUCGGAGAGAUUUUAAAAAAUCAUGAAGAGUCCCCUUUUAACUUUAAAGAACAACAUGAUUGGCUGAGCAGCAAAGAAAGAGAAAUCAAUGCAGUGAGACGUUGCCUUGCUAUUUUAAAAGACAUACAUGCUGUAUCUUCUGUGAAUGAGCUAGAUGAGGAAGAAUUAAACAAUGAGACUGAAAAUAUUGUUUGCUUUACCUUCACCUCACUGCACGAGCCAGAACCAUAUCUGGAAGAUCUAAAAAACUACCUUGAAACCCAAGCGAGUAAGAACACUCAAAGUUCAAUUCCUAGUAAAUAUUUGCAUCAGGAGAGCAAGCAAUGGGUGAGCAGUGAAACUAAACUGAAGAUAAAAAUGUACUUGAAGGUAUUCCAGGAGUUAGUGAACAUCAACAGGGAGAAUAAGAAAACAAAGUUCUUCAUAGUGUCUAAGGAAGACCAGGAGUUUCCUGGAGCCUGCAUUCUCCUGCAUGAAAAUGGAGCAUCGAAAUACAUACAUUUCAAGAUCCCAUCAAAACCUGACGUCCCUGAGGUCUGUGAUGUCACCCAUGACAGUGUGACUCUGAAGGUGGUGCCUCCCAGUAGUGAUGCUGAUCAGAAACUAAAAUACCAUCUGGAGUAUAAGUGUAUUAAUCAGAAGGAAUGGGCAAUUCAGUCCAGCACUGAUAAAACAAAGACCCUCACUGUAUCAGGCUUGCAACCGAACACAGAGUAUGAAUUUAGAUACACAGUGGAAGGGAAGUUGGGGUAUUCUGUGAGCAGUGACACAACCAGCAAAGUCAAGACAACAAGUUCAUCUGCACAAUACACAGGUCAGUGGUUAGUUACUCUUUUUUUUAAAUUUCACAAAUAUCAUUCCUGUCAGCUCACACUGGACCCCAACACAGCGUAUAGAUACCUCUGUCUGUCUGAAGGGAACAAAAAGGUGACAUGGAGGGGAGAGAACCAGCGAUGUCCUGAUGAUCACCCAGAGAGAUUUGAGAGCUGGGCCCAAGUGCUUUGCAGAGAGGGUUUGUUUGGGACUCGCUGUUACUGGGAGAUUGAGUGGAGUGUGGCAUGGGCUGAUAUAGGAGUCACAUAUAAAGGAAUCAGCAGGAAAGGAGGCGAUGGUUCCUGUCGCAUUGGAUUCAAUAAAAAGUCCUGGAGUUUGUCCAAUUACUCUGCCUGGCACAAUAACAAUGAAACUGCAAUAACUGCCCCCCGCUCCCCCAGGAUAGGAGUGUAUCUGGACUUUAAUGCCGGCACGCUGUCCUUUUAUGGUGUCUCUGACACAAUGACCCUCCUGCACAGAUUCCAAACCACAUUCACUGAGCCGCUCUAUCCUGGGUUUAGGCUUUAUUGUUAUGAUUCCUCUGUAACAAUCUGCCAGCUGAACUAGACUGUUUUGUGUUGUAAGAAACCCUUUGUAUUGAACUCCCUGUCUGUCCUCUCCACUCCUCGGGUGAAGGGAAUGUUCAAUCUGACACAACUUUGGAUGAAAGUUAGGGGGUAAAACGGCGCCACCUGCAGAGCGAAACGAGGUGAAU